AUGUCCGACGACCAUUCCGUGCUGGCAACGCAUACCGCGGACCCCAGCACAACCUCGCAACCUCUCUCCACCCCGCCAACCUCAUACACAUACUACCAUGCCGGCCCACUGUUCACGAUCGCGGAACUACACACCAACGCACUCCUGGCCCAAGCAAUCCAAUCCGCCUCCUCCGGCAAAUUCAUCCCCAUACUGCCUCAAGACCUGGAACAACGCGACCUCUCCGCCCACGCCAUCAGGGACGAGGACCUCCGCGCCCUCCUCUCCUGCGACCUCGCCCUCUUCACGUACGAUGGCACCGAACUCGACGCAGGCACCGUCGUGGAAUACAUGGUUGCGAAGAUGGCGGACGUGCCCUCCGUGAUUCUGAGGACCGAUUUUCGGGGCGCGGGCGACCAAGGCCAAACCGGGACCGAGACGGGCGAUGCCUGGAAUCUGAUGAGUUCGAAUUGGCCGCGCACCGUGACGCUCAGCGUCAAUUCCAUGGUCGGGUAUAAAUCGAGUCUGCAACGGGCCAUGGGGGUCGCGAAUCAAGGUCGGGCUUUAGGUGAAGCUGAGCAGAAGAGGACCAUCGGAGAGAGUAUGAUUGCCGAGGUGGCGCAGAAGGUGGUGGAUGGGUUCGAGAGGGUCGUCAAGGAGAAGCCCCGGCUGCCGAAGGAGUUGAGGCGGAGCGUUUACCAGUGGUUGGCACUCAUGCCGGGAUUUAAGAAUGAGGAUGGCGGAGGGGACGGAUUGAGUGUUGAGGCGUUCGCGAAAUUGAGCGACGACAAGGCGACCAAGGGGCUGUUGUGA
Molecule: messenger RNA, 792 nt
Organism: Cladophialophora yegresii CBS 114405
Lineage: Eukaryota; Fungi; Ascomycota; Eurotiomycetes; Chaetothyriales; Herpotrichiellaceae
Exons: 1
Coding region: 1-792 (263 amino acids)
Source: RefSeq, a predicted model, not a curated record